AUGUCGAAGCUCGUGACCUGGAGCAUGGGCCGGCAGGCUCGUGCGGCGCUUGCGGCGAAGGCAGCAGCUGAGAGCAGCCCAGCGUGGCACUCGGUCAAGCUCCGCGGAGACAAAGUUGUCGUCGCACUCUCCGAUGCUGAGGUGCCGCAGCCGCUCAAGCGCGCCACUGCACCGAGCAGCGAGUCGUCGCACGGUGUUCCCGUUGGCACCUUCGUCCACGGCGACUACUGCGCGACGUGCGGCAUGGUGGGCCACCUGCACGGCGCAAAGGGCAUGCCUUGCGAGGAGCAGCGCGACCCCGAGCUCGAGCACAUCUGCGCGACUCUGGACUGGGAGGCUGGCCACUCGACCGGCGUGAUCUCGGCGCACCAGUGGGCGCCGCGCGUGAAUGGGCGGGCGCCCUGACGGCCGACGGGCCGCAGCUUGCACUCAGGGGGCCGGAGCGGACCUGCUCCGAGAGCGAGAGAGGCAGAGGCGGAGGGCGAGCGAGCGAGAGGCGCGGUGCGGCGAUGCUGGGACCGGGGAUAGGACCCCCUUGGGCUCUGCUCCCCCGCUCUAUACGCUCGGUGGAGCUCCGGUACGCACAACGAUCGAGCAUUCAGACAUGGUUUGUGGUGCGUGCGUCUGUGUGUUUUGUGAGCGGGGGCGCUGAUCGGUGUCACUGCACGCGGCGUUCAAAUGGGAGUAGUGCACAUGCGGGGGGGUGGGGCGUGUAACCCUGUGUGUUUCUGUGCAUGUGUGCGGUGCGUGGCGGUGGUGCAUAUUUCACGAUCGGUGUACAACA
Molecule: messenger RNA, 784 nt
Organism: Emiliania huxleyi CCMP1516
Lineage: Eukaryota; Haptophyta; Isochrysidales; Noelaerhabdaceae
Exons: 2
Coding region: 1-405 (134 amino acids)
Source: RefSeq, a predicted model, not a curated record